AUGGCCAGCCGCGGAGCGAUUGCGGCGAAGCUAGCGAGGGCCAUUUCAGAGUUUGGAGGCCAGCUUUCAAGCUCUCGCACCGGGAGCUUGGCGCAGAUAUGGAUGCCCGAGGCUGGGGAGGACGGCAGCAUCGGCCUGCCCUACUCCAUCAAUGGCGUGGGCGACCUGCUGGCCCUCUUCCGCUGCAUCUCCUGCAAGUACAAGUUCUCCACAGACGUCACGAAGACGCACCAGAUGGGGGCAGUGGGCCGCGUGUUCACCAGCGGCGAGCCGGAGAUGUCGGGGCACGUCCAGCGGUACGACCAGCACGUGUACCUGCGGGCAGCAGAGGCGCAGCGCUGCCGCGUCCACUCCACCCUCUUCAUGCCCAUCUACGGCAGCGCCCAGCGCGGCUCCUGCCUGGCUGUGUUUGAGGUGGUCCUCACAGACCAGGACGUAAACUUUGCGGGCAUGGUGGGAUGGAUCAUCUCCUGCCUCCAGUCUGAGGGCCUGUUCACAGCUGAGGUGGAUACCUCCAGCAUGCAGCAGCAGCGCAUGGGCCUGCGCAGCCUGGGCGCCACCGACUAUGAUGGUGUGUCGGCGCUGGAGUCGGGAGUGGCGGCGCGGCAGGCGCUGGGCGGCGGCGCCGGCGUGCGCCUCACCCUCGCCGCCGACGGCGGCUCGGAGCGGCAGCAGGCGCUGGCGGCCGCGGGGGCGGGCAGCAGCCUGGACAUCCUCACCGCGGCGGCCGGCACGGGGCAGGCGGGCGACACGGCGGGGCGGCCUGCUGCCGUGGGCUGA
This is a messenger RNA of Chlorella variabilis, 780 nucleotides long. RefSeq lists its product as hypothetical. The transcript has 7 exons. The coding region runs from base 1 to 780 and encodes 259 amino acids. Gene Ontology annotation, molecular function: DNA-binding transcription factor activity. The record is from RefSeq and is a predicted model, not a curated record. Lineage: Eukaryota; Viridiplantae; Chlorophyta; Trebouxiophyceae; Chlorellales; Chlorellaceae.